Marmota flaviventris (yellow-bellied marmot) is the source of this 672-nucleotide messenger RNA. It is a transcript of the gene Tmem114, whose product is annotated as transmembrane protein 114. The record is from RefSeq and is a predicted model, not a curated record. Gene Ontology annotation, cellular component: apical plasma membrane. Lineage: Eukaryota; Metazoa; Chordata; Mammalia; Rodentia; Sciuridae.
AUGCGGGUGCGCCUGGGCGCGCUGGCCGGCUCGGCGGCGCUCACCGGGGCGCUCAGCUUCGUGCUGCUGGCGGCCGCCAUCGGCACCGACUUCUGGUACAUCAUUGACACCGAGCGGCUGGAGAGAAGCGGCCCCGGCGCGCAGGACCCGCUGGGGACAGCCAACCGCAGCCAGCCCGAGUCUCUGAGCUCGCACUCCGGGCUCUGGCGGACUUGCCGGGUGCAGAGCUCGUGCACCCCGCUGAUGAACCCCUUCUGGCAGGAGAAUGUGACAGUCAGCGACUCCAGCAAGCAACUUCUCACUAUGCACGGGACGUUUGUGAUUCUGCUGCCGCUCAGCCUGAUCCUGAUGGUUUUCGGGGGGAUGACGGGGUUUCUGAGCUUCCUCCUCCAAGCCUACCUCCUCCUGCUGCUCACUGGGACCCUCUUCCUCUUCGGAGCCUUGGUGACGCUCACUGGCAUCAGUGUCUACAUCGCCUACUCGGCCGCUGCCUUCCGCGAGGCGCUGUGUCUGCUGGGGGAGCGGGCGCUCCUGGACCAGGUGGACAUCCGCUUCGGCUGGUCGCUGGCCCUGGGCUGCAUCAGCUUCGUCUCGGAGCUGUUCACUGGGGUGGCCUUCAUGGUGGCCGCGCGUGUGCUCAGCCUGCGGCGGAGGCAGGACCAGGCCAUCUGA